UUGGGUGCUUGACUAAUGCAUGUGAGUCUAUUUGGUGAUUGUUUUGGUAGUUGAGAAGUUAAUUGAUCCUAAAACUCAAAAUACAACAUUACUCUGCAAAUCGUGUGAUUGAAAUUCUGGAAUCGGCCCUGUUUUUGACUUCUUACACACCCUGUCAUUCAAGCAGUACAACCUUUAGGCCAUCAGGGAAGAAAUUAGAAGAGAAGAGUAUGUCUCAAUGAUGCUUUUGAAUCAAAAGUUUUGAUGAUUCAUUUUAUCAUCAAUGAUGUCAGUUGAAUUCUUGCUCCAAAUAGUUGUCCUGGAUAUGCAUGAACGAAAUUAUCAUUCUUAAUUUGGUGGUAAUCAUUGCUACUUUUAAAUUCAGCUGUGUAUAACUAAUUAGCAUGUCUUUCUCCUCGUUCUAGCUAGCGCUCUAAUAGCUGUGUCUUUUUCUUGGCAGGGACUACAAGCAUGUCAAUGAUAAACACUAGAUUACCCAAUUGGAAAGGACCAGGAAGAGUUAUCUGGAACCCCAACCUCUCAUCAGGGUUCUCGGUGCACUCAGCCUAUGAGAAGUUGGGCGAAACUAUUCUUCCGGGUGAAGAUGGCUUCCCCUGCAAGUCGGUGUGGAGACAUGUAAUUCCGAGCAAAAUCUGUGUGUUUAUGUGGUUAAUAUACCAUGGCAGAAUCCUUACAAUCGACAAUUUGAAGAGAAAAGGAUUCCAGCUUGCAAAUAGAUGUAUGCUGUGCAAAGAAGGAGAAGAAACGAUCAAUCAUCUGUUCAUAUUCUGCAGUUUCUCAUCUGAAGUUUGGCGCAUCCUCCGGACAUUCAUACCAAUCGCAAGAGGGGCAGAAAGAGAUGAUGACAUGAAAGACAGAAUAAGAAGAUGGGCGCACAGCAAACCAAACAGCCCGCCCCAAUGGUGCUCAUUUGCCUUCCUACAUGCAUUUUGCUGGAACAUCUGGUACGAGAGAAAUUCAAGGACAUUUAAAGACAGUGAAACGACGAUUCGAGUUGUAGCUUACAGGAUUGGACGCGUGAUAACACAUUGGCUGUCCGCAGCCCGAGUAGUUGACAGAAGAGUAGCUGAGAGCUGGCUCUACGAGAUGAAGACUCGGUUGACUCCCCCCAGAUCAGGUCAACAUGGAAAUCAAGAUCAACAGCUUCUCGACGAUCAGAGCUUGAUACACAGACCAUCUAGAUGAGCGCAACGGGUCUCCGUGGCCAGGGGAGAUCAUGGCUGCUUCAGCAAUUUUGGUGAAAUAUGAGAGAGUUCUUGAGCUUCUGACAACAAUAUAAAUGUUCAGUGUAGUGUUAAGUUUUUGAACCUUUGCAAGCAGGUCAGAUGUAUAACUUUCUUCUGCAGGGAAGAGAGUUGUGAAGCCGUCAAAGAUGACGUCAAAGGGCCUGCCUGCCGGAAUGUUAAUUGCUGUCUGGGGGUGGUUGAGAAAGAUGGAGUUAUUUUUGCAAGUGGAAGCAGCCACUGGGGUUACUUUUUUCCGAAUUAUGUGUGUUCGAUCGUAAUUUAAACUACGUACUCUGAAAGAUAGAUAUUAUAAUACAAUAAUAGUUACAUAUGACAAGAUGACCAAUGUU
Messenger RNA from Linum tenue, 1576 nucleotides. The record is from the annotation of a GenBank genome assembly. NCBI's taxonomy places the organism in Eukaryota, Viridiplantae, Streptophyta, Magnoliopsida, Malpighiales, Linaceae.